CAGCCCAGCAGCUGUCUCCCCACCGCCAGCCUGGGGCUGACGUCUCCAAAGGCUCCGAUGCGCCAGGAUCUGGGAAGACCUCGUGAAGCAGCAGGCAGGCUCCGCCGGGAGCACCGACCCGGAGCAGGAUGGAUGAGAGCAAACCCCUGAAGGUCCGGCUGACGUUCUCGGUGAUCCUGGUGGGCGUCUCGCUGCUCUUCGCAGCCGUAGUGACUGACCACUGGGCCGUGCUGAGCCCCAAGGUGGAGGAGUACAACGCUACCUGUGAAGCGGCUCACUUCGGGCUAUGGAGACUCUGUAUAAAGAGGAUUUUUAUGCAGGAGCAAGGUCCCAAAGAGAAGGGCUGCGGGCCCAUAAGCCUGCCAGGAGAACACAACUGCUCCUACUUCAAGCACUUCACACCAGGACAGAGCUCAGAGAUAUUUGAAGUAACCACCCAGAAAGAAUACAGCAUCUCGGCUGCAGCCAUUGCCAUCUUCAGCGUUGGCUUUGCAAUCAUCGGAACAAUCUGCGUCCUCUUAUCCUUCAGAAGGAAGAGAGACUAUCUGCUGAAGCCAGCAUCUAUGUUCUACACCUUUGCAGGCCUUUGCAUCAUCAUCUCUGUUGAAGUCAUGAGGCAGUCAGUGAAGAGGAUGAUCGACAGCAAGGAGACAGCCUGGAUUGAGUACAGCUACUCCUGGUCCUUUGCCUGUGCCUGCUCGUCCUUCGUCCUGCUCUUCCUCUGCGGCCUUGGGCUCCUGCUGAUCGCGCUGCCUCGCUUCCCCCAGAACCCCUGGGAGACCUGCAUGGAUGCAGAGCCGGAGCACUGAUGGUCCCAGCACUCACAGAACAAGCCAGAAAGUGGUUCUGAAAAUACUUGUCUUUUUUGAAAUGCCUGGGUCUCACCAGACCACAUGCUCUCCAUUCAUUCAGUCAGCACUGAGCCAAGGCCUGCUCAGUUCUAGUCAUUGCUUUGUUUCUUCUUUUCUUUUUUUCUUUAUUUUCUAAGGAAGCAAAAGGAGCAUUCAGCACCAGCAUGGGUCAUGGGCGAAUGGACCUGCUCUGUGCCAGUCUGGGGAUGCCCUAGGCUGAUGCAGUUGGGGAAAAAAA
Messenger RNA from Dryobates pubescens (Downy woodpecker), 1089 nucleotides. RefSeq names its product calcium voltage-gated channel auxiliary subunit gamma 1 (gene CACNG1). The coding region runs from base 129 to 809 and encodes 226 amino acids. Gene Ontology annotation, molecular function: voltage-gated calcium channel activity; calcium channel regulator activity. The transcript has 4 exons. Gene Ontology annotation, cellular component: L-type voltage-gated calcium channel complex; membrane. NCBI's taxonomy places the organism in Eukaryota, Metazoa, Chordata, Aves, Piciformes, Picidae. The record is from RefSeq and is a predicted model, not a curated record. Gene Ontology annotation, biological process: calcium ion transmembrane transport; regulation of calcium ion transmembrane transport via high voltage-gated calcium channel.